UCUAUAAAUAUUCUGAGUGCUCUGAAUUGUGGGUUUCAUCCUCACUUGCGAUCUCUUUCUGCCUGUGGUCAGGUGUUCAGUGUGGUAACUAUUCAGCUACUGGUCACGUUUACUGUAGUCUGCGUCUUCACCUUCUCAAAGACAGUCAAGGAAGCGGUGCAGAAGAACAUCUGGAUUUACAUCAGUUCGUAUAUUGUGUUUAUGGUGGUGGCCCUGUGUCUCUCGGUGUCCUCCACGUUCAGUCGCAAACAUCCCUGGAAUCUGGUGGGACUGUCAAUGGUCACGCUGAGUUUAUCCUACAUGGUGGGAACUGUAGCCUCAUAUCACAACACAACUGCUGUGAUCAUCGCUUUAGGGUCAACUCUGGUCAUCUCUUUCACCAUCAUCAUCUUCUCUGCCCAGACUUGUUUGGACUUCACUAUUUGUAAUGGCGUUCUGCUCAUACUGUCCGUCGACUUGCUCAUGUUUGGAUUCUUCAGCAUCUUUUUCUACUCCUCUGUUCUGCAGAUUGUCUACGGAUGUCUGGGAGCACUUCUUUACGCUUUGUUUCUAGCAGUGGACUGUCAGCUGGUGAUGGGCAGGCAAAAAUACAGCCUCGAUCCUGAAGAAUACAUUUUCGCCGCUCUAAUUAUCUAUCUGGACAUCAUUAUGAUAUUCCUCUACAUACUUAUGAUCCUGGGCGGAGGCUCCAAAAAUUAAACCCACACAUACCCACACCCACACACAAGUCGAGAUGCUCUCCAAAUCUACAGGUGAGGUGACCAGCUGCAUUAAACCGUCUGACCUCAGGUUUCAUCAUUUCAUUCAUCUGCACUGCUCCCUCUAUUGGCUCAAUGUCUCUGCUGCUUUGUGUUUGUAUUGGUAAACAUGCACUUACGUUAUCCAUAUAUAAUCACGUCGUCUACUCUUUUCUAGUUUAGUCUCAAUAAUGUUUUGUAAGUCAGUUAAAUGCCUUAAUAUUUACGGUAUUUUGCAUCCAUUAAAUUAAAAACACCCCAUAAUGUGAAUCAUAAAAAGCUUUAAUUUGUGACUAUGCUCUUU
Messenger RNA from Danio rerio (zebrafish), 1041 nucleotides. The record is from RefSeq and is a predicted model, not a curated record. Lineage: Eukaryota; Metazoa; Chordata; Actinopteri; Cypriniformes; Danionidae.